This is a messenger RNA of Hypoxylon fragiforme, 957 nucleotides long. Its product is annotated as phosphoglycerate mutase-like protein. The record is from RefSeq and is a predicted model, not a curated record. Gene Ontology annotation, molecular function: phosphatase activity. NCBI's taxonomy places the organism in Eukaryota, Fungi, Ascomycota, Sordariomycetes, Xylariales, Hypoxylaceae. Gene Ontology annotation, cellular component: cytoplasm. Bases 1 to 957 code for a protein of 318 amino acids. The transcript is spliced from 3 exons.
AUGCUUGGGCGGAGUCUCCUUGUACCAACAACAUUCAUUCUCAUAGCAUUUUGGCUCAUCGAGAAGAACGAAAUAUUGCAAACGACCACAGUCAUGAUGUACCACGCAGUUCCUGGAUUCUUUGGCCACGAUGAGGAGCCUACUGGGCCUCAAUUUCGAGCGACAACGCAACCAGGGCUAGGCCUUAUCAAUCGCACUUACGAAACCGACGCAACCUUUGACCCAGAAGGCGAGAAAACCCAAUGGGAGCGGUUCAUCCACUUCAUUGAACAUGAAAACCAAUCAGGUCAAGGUAAAUAUACAUACAAGAUUGUCGUCGCCAUCAGACAUGGCCAAGGUCAUCACAAUGUGAAAGAAGCCGAAGUAGGGCGGGAUUCGUGGAAUUCUCAUUGGUCACUCCUUGAAGGUGAUGGCAAAGUUAAUUGGUUGGACUCCCACUUGACGGAGAAGGGGAAGCAACAAGCACAAACACUUAACUCAUUAUGGCGGGAAUCAAUCAAGGACUUGGGUAUGCCAACUCCGCAGAGUCAUUACACUAGUCCCCUUGCCCGCUGCCUUGAGACGACGAGACUUGUGUUUUCGGGCCUUGAGGUUGCGCCAGACCGGCCAUUCCAGCCUGUCAUCAAGAACAAACUACGAGAGCGAUUCGGAGAGCAUACCUGUGACCGACGCAGCACGAGAAGCUGGAUUGUAUCCAACUACCCUGAAUUCAAGAUCGAAGACGGCAUCACGGAGAAUGACGAGGAAUGGAAGGCGGAUAAGCGAGAGACGGAGAAUGAAAUCGCUAACCGGGUAAAAGAGCUUUUGGAUGAUGUCUUUCUGAAUGACAAUAAGACAUUUAUUUCAUUCACAGCUCAUUCAGGGCUGAUCCGGGCCCUGUACAGCGUCACAAAGCACCCUGAGGUUUGGGUAUCUGCUGGUACGAUGGUGCCACUCUUGAUAAAGGGUGAGGUGUAG